Molecule: messenger RNA, 1830 nt
Organism: Fusarium redolens
Lineage: Eukaryota; Fungi; Ascomycota; Sordariomycetes; Hypocreales; Nectriaceae
Exons: 1
Coding region: 318-1709 (463 amino acids)
Source: RefSeq, a predicted model, not a curated record
CCGUAAACUUAUCUUCAGCUGCGUAGGGUCCUUGAAUUAUCAUUGGCCUUUCAGUAAAAGCCAAUUGCCGUGGCGGCAUGAAUAUCACCAUCUCCAGACUCCGCAUCUCCCGCGUGAAUAAUCUCUCAGCUCCUCUUACGAUGCCCCUGUCCACGGAGUGUGGUUCAAAUAAGGAUUAGUUAAAUGGCGUACGGCGCAGUCACAGUCACAACCAGAGCUGCAUUGUUAUCGUUCAAGGGCUUCACCGGACCCCGCCUGCGUCAAACUCCAUUCUCCGACACAUUCGCUCCUUUACGACGUGCAUUGAAUGCUUCAAGAUGCUCGUCCGAGAUUCUCGAAAGCUGGUGCUAUUCGUGAUACCAGUCUUUCUUCUUGUUGUCUUUGCUCUCAAGCUUUAUCUUGAUCCAUCAUCUUUUCCUGCUCAUGUUCAAGGAUGGGUUCCAUCACAGCUGAAGAAGUCGCCUGCGGAGGAACAAGAACUCUUGGCUGACGAAGAACCAUCCAUAACAAAAGCGUCACCAGUUCAAUCGACACCGGCUGCCAAGACAGACGUCCCAGAGGAUAAACCUUUCGGCGAGGGUAUCAUUCCUCAAGAUGUCAGCGCAACGCACAUUGAAGUCUUCUCAUUGUCUACCAAAGACAAGAAGUUCUUCGAGAUUGACUUCCGGGAAUUCACUGCUCUCAACCCCAACCUCAUCCCCCAUCCUACCCUGGAAAACACAUGGAUCGUCGUCGCUCAAUGGCUUCAAGAAGGCGGUAACUCACUCUGGUUUGCUGAGCUUGUUUGCAAUGCUGCAUUCAAAGACGGUGUCCUUCGAUGUCUUCACUCACCAACUACUCUCCCCGUUACUGCAACUGUAGGAGGAGACAAAUGUCAAGGUGACAUGGCAUAUUUCCAUAUGAACAUGGGUCCGCACGAUGCACGCGUGUUCUUUGGCCCUGAUAAGCCUUACGCGACGUAUGGCUCAAACUCUAUAUUCACCUGCUUUGGCCAGUUCGUUCAGGAUUUCCGCACACUAACGGGCUGGUCGGGCGAUAUGGAAAACCUGGGUGAGUUCAGAGUUGGCACCGAACUUCAAAGACCACUGCCAUGGCAUCUUGUUGAGAAGAAUUGGUUCCUCUUCUGGGAUUCUAACGGUAAUAUGUAUACCCAUUACGACAUCCAGCCAAAGAGAGUGUUUGCUCAAAUGAAUCCCGAUGGCUCAGCCGGUCCUGAUCUUGCACCAGCCGCGGCAGGAGACGAGCAAUGUCUGGCCAAAUAUCUCCCUAAACUCCAAACCGACCUCGAGUCUAUUCACCAAACCACCAAUUCCCUCAAAGUCACCAUGUGUCGUCGAGACGAACCCUCUUGUGUUCCUGACGACAGCAACACUUUCAUCAUGGUGAUAUACCAGCAUAAGUCCUAUUUCAACUACCAUAGCGUUUACGAACCAUAUGUCAUGCUAUUCAAGCAACAGGCUCCUUUUGAAAUCCAUGCUAUGUCUCGAAAGCCAAUUUGGAUUCAUGGCAGAAAGAGGUAUCCCGAGAAGGAGACUUCAGACAUGUUUUAUGUAACGUCUAUGAGUUGGAAGAGUCGUGAACAGAAGUAUCAUGGAUUCAUUGGUGACGAAUUAUUCCUAGGCUUUGGCGUUGAGGACGUGAGAACGGGCGGAAUUGAUAUACGGGCAGAGGAUCUAUUGAAAGACAUGGGGUUGUGUUUCGAGGGAUAGAUGGAUAUCACUGUAUGAAUGUAUUUAGAGUAGUGGCAAGAAGGCUGAAUAAUGUUAAUGAAUUUUAAUGGCUUUAGAUCUCGUGAAUGAGUGGAAUCUCUUGUGAUAGAUUAGAUCAUGG